AUCAGUUACCAGGUGGUGGUGAGUCAUCGCUAGGCUUAUAAAUAAGGGGCAUGUGACGCAGCACUCAGAUAGAUCCGACUACGUUUAGGAAAAAUAACACAAAGCUGUGGAUAAGGCAGCGGCAGCAUUUAUUGUUCUCGUUCUCUAACAGGUCAGGAUGCAGAUCUUUGUAAAAACCCUUACUGGCAAGACCAUCACCCUUGAGGUUGAACCCAGUGACACAAUUGAGAAUGUGAAAGCCAAGAUCCAAGACAAAGAAGGUAUCCCACCAGAUCAGCAAAGAUUGAUCUUUGCAGGCAAGCAGCUGGAAGAUGGUCGCACCCUCUCCGACUACAACAUCCAGAAAGAAUCCACCCUCCAUCUUGUGCUCCGGCUGAGAGGUGGCAUGCAGAUCUUUGUAAAAACCCUUACUGGCAAGACCAUCACCCUUGAGGUUGAACCCAGUGACACUAUUGAGAACGUGAAAGCCAAGAUCCAAGACAAAGAAGGUAUCCCACCAGAUCAGCAAAGAUUGAUCUUUGCAGGCAAGCAGCUGGAAGAUGGUCGCACCCUCUCCGACUACAACAUCCAGAAAGAAUCCACCCUCCAUCUUGUGCUCCGGCUGAGAGGUGGCAUGCAGAUCUUUGUAAAAACCCUUACUGGCAAGACCAUCACCCUUGAGGUUGAACCCAGUGACACUAUUGAGAACGUGAAAGCCAAGAUCCAAGACAAAGAAGGUAUCCCACCAGAUCAGCAGAGAUUGAUCUUUGCAGGCAAGCAGCUGGAAGAUGGUCGCACCCUCUCCGACUACAACAUCCAGAAAGAAUCCACCCUCCAUCUUGUGCUCCGGCUGAGAGGUGGCAUGCAGAUCUUUGUAAAAACACUUACUGGCAAGACCAUCACCCUUGAGGUUGAGCCCAGUGACACUAUUGAGAACGUGAAAGCCAAGAUCCAAGACAAAGAAGGUAUCCCACCAGAUCAGCAGAGAUUGAUCUUUGCAGGCAAGCAGCUGGAAGAUGGUCGCACCCUCUCCGACUACAACAUCCAGAAAGAAUCCACCCUCCAUCUUGUGCUCCGGCUGAGAGGUGGCAUGCAGAUCUUUGUAAAAACACUUACUGGCAAGACCAUCACCCUUGAGGUUGAACCCAGUGACACUAUUGAGAACGUGAAAGCCAAGAUCCAAGACAAAGAAGGUAUCCCACCAGAUCAGCAGAGAUUGAUCUUUGCAGGCAAGCAGCUGGAAGAUGGUCGCACCCUCUCCGACUACAACAUCCAGAAAGAAUCCACCCUCCAUCUUGUGCUCCGUCUGAGAGGUGGCAUGCAGAUCUUUGUAAAAACACUUACUGGCAAGACCAUCACCCUUGAGGUUGAACCCAGUGACACUAUUGAGAACGUGAAAGCCAAGAUCCAAGACAAAGAAGGUAUCCCACCAGAUCAGCAGAGAUUGAUCUUUGCAGGCAAGCAGCUGGAAGAUGGUCGCACCCUCUCCGACUACAACAUCCAGAAAGAAUCCACCCUCCAUCUUGUGCUCCGUCUGAGAGGUGGCAUGCAGAUCUUUGUAAAAACCCUUACUGGCAAGACCAUCACCCUUGAGGUUGAACCCAGUGACACUAUUGAGAACGUGAAAGCCAAGAUCCAAGACAAAGAAGGUAUCCCACCAGAUCAGCAGAGAUUGAUCUUUGCAGGCAAGCAGCUGGAAGAUGGUCGCACCCUCUCCGACUACAACAUCCAGAAAGAAUCCACCCUCCAUCUUGUGCUCCGUCUGAGAGGUGGCAUGCAGAUCUUUGUAAAAACCCUUACUGGCAAGACCAUCACCCUUGAGGUUGAACCCAGUGACACUAUUGAGAACGUGAAAGCCAAGAUCCAAGACAAAGAAGGUAUCCCACCAGAUCAGCAGAGAUUGAUCUUUGCAGGCAAGCAGCUGGAAGAUGGUCGCACCCUCUCCGACUACAACAUCCAGAAAGAAUCCACCCUCCAUCUUGUGCUCCGGCUGAGAGGUGGCAUGCAGAUCUUUGUAAAAACCCUUACUGGCAAGACCAUCACCCUUGAGGUUGAACCCAGUGACACUAUUGAGAACGUGAAAGCCAAGAUCCAAGACAAAGAAGGUAUCCCACCAGAUCAGCAGAGAUUGAUCUUUGCAGGCAAGCAGCUGGAAGAUGGUCGCACCCUCUCCGACUACAACAUCCAGAAAGAAUCCACCCUCCAUCUUGUGCUUCGCCUGAGGGGUGGCUGUUAAACCUUAGACUUUCAUUCCGUGUUGCUGUUUCCUUGUUGCACUGUUUGCUCUUAUGCUACAGUCACAAUCCUGUAGACUUGGUAUUGCUAAAUAAAGAUUGUUGCACAGCA
Bufo gargarizans (Asiatic toad) is the source of this 2325-nucleotide messenger RNA. RefSeq names its product polyubiquitin-C. Gene Ontology annotation, biological process: protein ubiquitination; modification-dependent protein catabolic process. Lineage: Eukaryota; Metazoa; Chordata; Amphibia; Anura; Bufonidae. The record is from RefSeq and is a predicted model, not a curated record. Gene Ontology annotation, molecular function: protein tag activity; ubiquitin protein ligase binding. The transcript is spliced from 2 exons. Bases 158 to 2215 code for a protein of 685 amino acids. Gene Ontology annotation, cellular component: cytoplasm; nucleus.